GAAAGAAAACAAACCAUACCACCAUCUGAGUUGAAAAUAUUGUAAUCUGGUUAGCGAUGGAGACACCAACGUGUCGUGUUUGCCUAAGUGAAAAUGGAAAUAUGGUCGAUAUGUUUAAAGGGACACUUGAAUCCGAAUCCAUUGUGAAUAUCGUUUCCCAGUUCAGCGGCUCUAAAAUUGCAAGAGGGGAUUUGUUCCCUGAAACCAUUUGCUCUUCCUGCCUGCAGGACGCAAAAAAUGCAUUUGGGUUAUCAAAAGAAGUGCCUCAGUUUGAGGAAGAAGUGGUCGAAGUGGAACCACAUGAAGAGCCGUUCCAGUGUCAGGUGAAGAACGAGCCCCUGAAUGAAGAGGAGUUGGACUAUCAGCACGAUGUCCAAUUUAACGACGAAGUGGUGGAUGAGGAGGAACCACCUACAAACCUGUUCCAGGUGAAGAACGAACCUCUUGAGGUCGAUGAAUUCGAAGAAGAAAACCGUCUUAAUUCAAACAGCGACUUUGAGGAAUUGGUAGACGAAGUUAAAGUCGAGGAGACUGAAAUCGAUAAUGAAGAAGAAAUAGACGGAGACGAUGUAUAUUAUGAGUCUCGCCAUGGCGAGAGUAAUAAGAAAUGCUAUGCUUGCCUGAAGACUUUUAUAAUUAAAUGUGAACUCAAGGAUCACUUGCAAACCCACACAGGAUAUCGUCCGUUCCAGUGCUCACACUGCUCCAAGGCUUAUACAACGAAUUUGAGUCUAAGGAAUCAUUUGCGCACUCACGCAGGAGGACUGCUCAAGUGUUCCCACUGCGAAGAGACUUUUAAAAAAAUAGCCAGUCUUAGCACACACUUAAAAACGCACACUAGUGAACCAUUGUUCAAGUGUUCUUACUGUUUUAUGCCUUUUAUUAACAAAUCAUGUUUUCAGGAACAUAUGGAAACCCACAAAAAACAGUUACGGUGCUCUCGUUGUUCACUGACUUUUACCUCAAAUCCUGCUUUGCAAAAGCACUUGCGAACCCACGAAGAAUCUUCCAGAGGAUCGUUCCCAUGUUCAUAUUGUCCAGCGAGUUUUUCACAUGUUUCGAGUCGUAAUAGACACGAAGUAAUCCACUCAGAACUACGACCGUUCAAGUGUACCCAUACCGACUGCUCAUUGUCUUUCAAACGGAGUCAGUGUCUUCAAAAACACCUGAUAUCGCACUCAUUAAAACAAAUGGGACGCAAUCAAACGCAGUUUAAGUGCCCCUACUGCGAAAAGUCUUUUACCCGGAAACUAAGUUGUCAAUCACACAUGCGAAUCCACACAGGUGAAAAACCGUUUCAGUGUUCCCACUGCUUAAAGUCUUUUAUCAGUAGUUCUUAUCUUGAUAAGCACUUGCGAUCGCACUCAGAACGACUGUUCGAGUGUCCCCACUGUAAAAAGUCUUUUACACAGGAUUUGAGUCUUCAGAAGCACUUGCAAACUCACAUAGGAAUAGGACAGUACAAGUGUUCCCAGUGCCCAAAGAUCUUUCCCAGUAAUCUACAUCUUCAAAGGCACCUACACACGCAUUCAGAAGUUCUUCUCUUUAAGUGCUCCCACUGUCCAAGGGCGUUCAGCGAGAAGGACAAUCUUCAGACACAUUUGCGAACGCAUACAGGAUAACACCCAUUCCAGAAUCUUUUUCCAUAAUACAGAUCUUAAGCGAAAUUUUGGGAAGCAAACGUUCGAAGUCGUUCCAUAGUUUUGAAGAUAAAGCUAUCAACUUCGAUCGAGAUACAUUUGUAUCUCCGCAGUCUGCACUUUAAAAUCUUAAAGUAAUGGUAGCUCACCUCGCAUUUUGAUAUUAUAGCGAUGGAAAAAAGAUAAUGUUAAUUUUUUAUUUAGUUUUGUACUUUUCGAUAACUGCCUACAACAAUGUUGAAGACGUAUACCUGAAAUUUGAAUGGGGUUAAGGUUUUUUCCUUAUAGAUCAAGCCAUAUAUCAUAGCCAAAGGGAACUAACUUGUUUCGACCAGUACUUAAAGAUUUAAAAAUCUUUGCUCUUCGCAACUAUAAAAAACUUCAAGCUUGAUUUGUUUUUCAUGAAAAUCUGUUUAAAGAUUUUUAAAUCCAAACCACGUUAUUUCUAAAAUUGUUAUUCUCAUAAUAAGAAAAUAAAUAAAAUUAAAACCAAAA
Molecule: messenger RNA, 2135 nt
Organism: Drosophila subpulchrella
Lineage: Eukaryota; Metazoa; Arthropoda; Insecta; Diptera; Drosophilidae
Product: oocyte zinc finger protein XlCOF6-like
Exons: 2
Coding region: 57-1622 (521 amino acids)
Biological process (GO): regulation of transcription by RNA polymerase II
Cellular component (GO): nucleus
Molecular function (GO): DNA-binding transcription factor activity; zinc ion binding; RNA polymerase II cis-regulatory region sequence-specific DNA binding
Source: RefSeq, a predicted model, not a curated record